AGACCUUGGCAGGCCUCAGAGUUCCGGGCUUUGGGCUUCCACUAGGAUAUAUGCCUCCUGAAGAAGACCGAUUCCCCGUGCUGAUCGGUGUUCAUGGAUAUGACUGGAAAGCCGCCACCCUUCUUAUACGCGAAGUUUGCAUGCUCAAGUUCAUGGAGGAACUAACCAACAAGCCACUGUGGUGGGAGAAAGUCUGGAUACCCGACAUUGCAGAGAAAUGGAAGCAAGAGGCUUUGCAGAUGAAUUGGGAAGAGUAUCGCGCAUAUGCAGACUUCACCCCUGCCAUGGCAGAUGCAUGCAUAUACGAGCUGCGCAGAAAGGCAGACAUCGUAAAGAAAACCGGCCUGGUUACUAUUUUUGACUAUUCUUCUUGCGUGAUCAAAUCGGACAGUCUGAUUCCGGAGACCUUACGAGAGUCGCUCCGCUUAGCAGCUGCGGUGCUGGAAAACGUUCCGGAUGAUGAAAAGGAUUGGCAUCCGGGUAGUACCCAUAAGGUGCUCGAUCUCGUCCACCCUUCUCUAUGGCCCUUCAUAUACGGCCGUACCCCCGUACUACUCGACCGGCGAAUCAAUCUUGCGAAUGCGCUGAGCCACUGUGGUGUCGGCACGGUUCUUCCGGCACCGAAGCCCAUCGAGAUAGCUGGUCCCGGGAGCGACUGGUCAAGGCCGUUGGAGGAUCCAGUCCCGUCUCUCUCAUACAAGUUUCAAUGGCUGCCAUGUGAUGUCAUUCUUGAUGGCCAGUCGGCCAAGAUCGACAGUUAUAUAAACAACUUACACCCGGUUGAUCACGCGAAUCUAUACCCGAUCAUCGAACGGUUCAUCGAAAAGUCCCUCCCAGCUUGGGAUCUUAUCUACCGAUGGCCGAAGGAGUUUGAGACCCAGCGACUAAGAACAAGAGAGGCGCGAUCGGAAUGCACAACAAAGGAGAUAUGCCAGCUAUCUCAUGGGUGCUACCCGUGGAAUCGUCCGGUCGACGAGGGCGAGCCAUUCCGCGAUGAGAACGAACCUUAUACGAUGGAGUAUCGUGACUCUGAUCGGUUCAAGCGUGAUAUGGCAUGGUUAGCCAAGACUCACCGAUUGAACCUACCGGAGCCGGGGUUCGAAGAAGAUGGCUAUUUCCGACUCAAGGCAUCCGAUGUCAAAUCGAGCGGCUUCUUCAAUGGCACAUCUCGCAUUCAAGUGAUUGUCAAGCUUGCCAAUGUCCAUCUUACUCCCGAAGAUCCUGACUUCAAAUUUGAAGCAUCAAGAGAGCUUGCUGAAUGUAUAUAUGUUGACAACGAUACCACUGAAUUCGAAGGCGGAUCGUGGCACACCGAGGGAAUGCUCAAUGAGCGCAUUUGCGCGACCGCGCUCUUCUACUACGACUCGGAUAACAUCACAGACUGCCAUCUGGAGUUUCGGACGCCGGCUGACCGUGAAGAGCUGGUCGUGAAUCUCAACUACGAGCAGAGCCAGCAUUUCCCGAUAGAACGCACAUUUGCUAUUCCCAAUGCUAACCGGGACACUCUUCAAUAUGUUGGAGGCGUUCUCACUACGAACAGUCCCUCCACGGGAGAUGCUGAUACCCGUGCUGUCUUCUUUCCAAAUCUUCUUCAGCAUCGGGUUUCGCCGUUUCGCCUCAAGGAUCCUACAAAGCCAGGCCACCGCAAGAUUCUCGCCCUUUUCCUGGUUGAUCCCGCGAUUCCGGUCCUCUCCACAGCUAAUGUACCACCGCAGCAGCAUCAUUGGUGGGCUCGCGAAACAGGCGUCCAGAAGGCUCUUGCUGCACGCCUGCCGGCUGAGCUGACGCAGCUUGUCCUUGGUCAUGCGACCGUUCCCAUUGAGUUGGAGGAAGCCAAGAAGAUUCGGCUCGAACUCAUGGAUGAGAGAUCGACGAAGCAGGAUAACACGGAAGAGGAGCUAUACAGAACAAGCUGGAAUUUCUGUGAGCACUGAG
This is a messenger RNA of Trichoderma citrinoviride, 1935 nucleotides long. RefSeq lists its product as hypothetical. The coding region runs from base 51 to 1934 and encodes 627 amino acids. The record is from RefSeq and is a predicted model, not a curated record. NCBI's taxonomy places the organism in Eukaryota, Fungi, Ascomycota, Sordariomycetes, Hypocreales, Hypocreaceae. The transcript is spliced from 3 exons.